CCCCAUCACCGCUGGGGGGCGCAGCACUGACAGUGAGUGUGACACUGAAGCAGAAGCAGAAAUCUGCAUUAAUUCCUGCUGCCUGCAAAGCGUGAUGUCCACAACAGUGACUGCUAACUGACUACGCUUGUUUUAGUUAUUAAGCGUACUCUUACAGCGUCUGUGCCGUGUCUUUCACAGAAAACAUUGCCAGUGGUGGACGCUUCGCAGAGACGACCUGUCUGUUCCCACCUACCGUAACCCCUACACCAGGAAGAAGUAUUCCCGACUCUCGUAAUGGCAGAGCCGGAGCUUCUGCUGGACUCCAACAUCAGACUCUGGGUAGUUCUGCCCAUUGUCUUCAUCACCUUUCUUGUAGGAGUGAUUCGGCAUUACGUAUCAAUUCUUCUGCAAAGCGAUAAAAAGCUGACGUUAGAGCAAGUUUCUGACAGUCAGGUUCUUAUUCGGAGCAGAAUUCUUAGAGAAAAUGGAAAAUACAUUCCCAAACAGUCCUUUUUGAUGAGGAAGUUCUACUUCAAUAAUCAAGAGGAUGGAUUUUUUAAGAAGACCAAAAGAAAGGUCGUCCCACCGUCUCCCAUGACAGAUCCCAGUAUGCUGACUGACAUGAUGAAGGGGAAUGUAACCAACGUGCUGCCAAUGAUUCUGAUUGGUGGUUGGAUCAACUGGACCUUUUCUGGAUUUGUAACAACUAAGGUUCCCUUCCCCCUGACACUGCGCUUUAAGCCCAUGCUGCAGCAGGGAAUAGAGCUGCUCUCAUUGGAUGCUUCUUGGGUAAGCUCAGCAUCGUGGUAUUUCCUGAAUGUGUUUGGACUUCGAAGCAUGUACUCAUUGAUUUUAGGCCAAGAUAAUGGUGCAGACCAGUCCAGGAUCAUGCAAGAGCAAAUGAGUGGCGCUGCCAUGGCGAUGCCUGCAGACACAAAUAAAGCUUUCAAAGCUGAGUGGGAGGCUCUAGAACUAACUGACCACCAGUGGGCGCUAGAGAGUGUGGAGGAGGAUCUGAUGAGCAGGGAGCUGGACUUGGAUGGCAUGUUCAGCAAGGAGUUGCCCACGCGUUCACGAUACCGGUACACUGGUUGCAUGAUGGCCGAGGGAGGCGGACCCGAGUCGGGUAGUGCGGGAGACUCCGACUCGGAGCCGGUAGCUGCACAAAUGCCUACCCCUUCAACUGAAAGUCAAAAACAAACUAUCGGAUCACUUUUAAAAACAACUCUACGAAAGGGCGACGAAUGGUAUCUCAUAGACAGCCGGUGGUUCAAACAGUGGAAGAAGUAUGUAGGGUUUGACAGCUGGGAUAUGUACAACGUUGGAGAACGAAGCCUCUAUCCAGGACCAAUUGAUAACUCAGGGCUGUUCUCAGACCAAGAGACUCAGGCCCUGAAAGACCACCUUAUAGAUGAGCUGGACUAUGUGCUUGUGCCCACUGAGGCAUGGAAUAAGCUUGUCAGCUGGUACAGCUGCCUUGACGGCCAGAGACCCAUCGUUAGGAAGGUGGUUGAGCAUGGCAUGUUUGUGAAGCACUGUAAGGUUGAAGUCUAUCUGCUGGAGCUCAAUCUAUGUGAGAAUGACAACAUGGAAAAUGCCGUCACACGUCAUUUCAGCAAAGCUGAUACUAUAGAAACUAUAGAGAAGGAGAUGCGAACCCUGUUUAAUAUCCCUUCAGAGAAGGAGACCAGACUCUGGAACAAAUACAUGAGCAACACCUAUGAGCAGCUGAACAAGCCAGAUAGCACUGUACAGGAUGCUGGGCUGUUCCAGGGGCAGGUGCUUGUGAUUGAGCGCAAGAAUGAGGACGGGACGUGGCCCAGACAAGCCUCUCAUCCUAAAUUUGGGAGCUACAACUCGUAUAGCUCCUCCUACAACUACAGAGAGUCACAGUCACAACCUGGAAUGUGUGGUCUGAGUAAUUUGGGCAAUACAUGCUUCAUGAACUCUGCUCUCCAGUGCCUGAGCAAUGCAUCUCCACUCACUGAGUACUUCCUCAAUGACCAGUAUGAGGCAGAGAUUAACCGGGAGAACCCGCUGGGAAUGAGGGGUGAGAUAGCUGAGGCCUAUGCAGAUCUGGUAAAGCAGAUGUGGCUGAGCCGCAGCAGCUACGUGGCACCGCGCACCUUCAAAACCCAGGUUGGGCGUUUUGCUCCCCAGUUCUCAGGCUACCAGCAGCAGGACUCACAGGAGCUGUUGGCCUUUCUGCUGGAUGGGCUCCACGAAGAUCUGAACCGUGUCAAGAAGAAGCCUUAUCUGGCGCUGAGGGAUGCAGAGGGCCGCCCAGAUGAGAUUGUUGCCAAGGAGGCCUGGACAAACCACCGCUUACGCAAUGACUCUAUCAUCGUUGAUAUUUUCCACGGCCUCUUCAAAUCCACGUUGGUGUGUCCAGAGUGCUCCAAGGUGUCGGUAACAUUUGACCCCUUCUGCUACCUCACUCUGCCUCUGCCCAUGAAGAAAGACCGUACCAUGGAGGUCUUCCUGGUACAAUCAGACCCUCAGUCUCGACCCACUCAGUACCGGGUGGUGGUCCCCAAGCUGGGCACAGUGACGGACCUGUGCAGCGCCUUGUCAAAACUCUGCGAAAUCCCUCCAGAAAAUAUGGUGGUCGCAGAUGUUUACAACCAUAGGUUCCAUAAAAUAUAUAGACGGGAUGAUGGCCUCAACCAGAUCAUGGAGAAAGAUGACAUAUUUGUGUAUGAGGUGCAGGAGGAGGACAGCGAGAGGAUGAACCUGCCUGUAUAUUUCAGGGAGCGUCACUCCAAGCAUGUUGGAAGCUCAACAAGCACCUUGCUGUUUGGCCAGCCUUUGCUCAUCACCGUGCCCAGACAAAACCUCACAGCAGAUCUCCUUUAUGACAAAAUCCUGGAGAGGAUCGGACGCUAUGUAAAACACUCUCAGAGCCCGAAUAGUGAAAGCAGGGCGUCAGCCUCUGCCACCUUAUCUAGCUGCAACCAGGCCUCUGAAUGUUCCACAUCAAGUAGUGUCAAUGCCGGCCUGGGUGGCUGCGGCAGCCCUCCGUCAGAUGGGGCCUCCUGCAGUGCCAGCUCCAGCAAUGGCAGCAACCACUCAGGAACAUGCACUGAAGCUAAUGGUUUAUACGAAGGUGAAGAGGAAGCUAUGGACCACCAAGUGAGUCCUGAGCCUGAGAACGGCCUGUCUGAAGAGGAGGAGGACACCUCUGACUUGGAAAACGGCUCCAAAGGAGAGACGGCAAAGCUCUUCACUUUCAGCGUUGUGAACUCCUACGGAACAGCCAACAUCAGCCAGCUGCCUUGUGAUGGAAAUGUCCUCAAACUGAAUCCUCAUUCCACAGUGGCCAUCGACUGGGACACAGAAUCAAAGAAACUGUGUUACGACGAGCAAGAAGCAGAGGCCUACGAGAAGCAUGAAAGCCUGCUGCAGCCUCAAAAAAAGAAGGCCAACGUGGCACUGAGGGAGUGCAUUGAGCUCUUUACGACCAUGGAGACUCUGGGAGAGCACGACCCUUGGUAUUGCCCAACCUGUAAGAAGCACCAGCAGGCCACAAAAAAGUUUGACUUAUGGUCGCUGCCUAGCAUUCUGGUCGUCCACCUAAAGCGUUUCUCCUACAACCGGUGUUGGAGGGACAAGCUGGACACAGUGGUGGACUUUCCCAUCAGGGAUCUGAACAUGUCAGAGUUUGUUUGUGACCCUAAGGCCGGCCCUUACAUCUAUGACCUCAUUGCUGUUUCAAACCACUAUGGAGGCAUGGGAGGAGGUCACUACACUGCUUAUGGCAAGAACAAAGUGGAUGGAAAGUGGUACUACUUUGACGACAGCAGUGUCUCGUCGGCCACAGAGGACCAGAUCGUGACUAAAGCAGCCUACGUGCUGUUCUACCAGCGCAGAGACGAGGAAAGCCCCUCCAAACCUCAGCCAUCGGCCUCGCUGGGAGGAGCCCCCGAGUCAGCCGACGACCACAUGGACACAAACUGAGGAGCCCCAAAACCAAGGGACACAUACUGAGAUGCAUACGGCAAUUAGACACUCGGACGCGCACAUACAAGGCUUCUUUAGUGACAGGGGAUUCCACAGACUUAUUAAUCCUACCUUCCUAUAUUCUAUUUGAUUUCUGUCUGAUAUGUUUUGGCUUGCGCCAACCGACUCGUCAGUGCGAAUUGAGAGACUUCCUCCCUGCAGCGAGCGGCCUGCUGAUUUCUGAUCAUAGUUUACUAGUCUGGAACUAAGGGGAACACAGUAUAAAUAGAUCCUCUCACUGGAUGAACAGAAUGUUAGAAGUGCCCUCAAAUGUGUAGAUAAAUAAAUGUUUCUGUUGCCCACAAGAACAGUCACAAAUAUUUAAAAAAAGGAAAAAAAAAAAGAAAAAAAAAGCCAAAUGCACAUGUUUCAACCAAAGCGUUUCACGGUAUUUAUAAAGAGGGGAAAGCAGAGGUUUGCAGGAUUGUGGCGUCGUGCCUAGAUUUGUCCCUGAUAUUCCCACAGUGCAGAGGUGAAUGCCAACAUAGCAAUCACAUGGAACCAUACAUGAAUCCCAUGACCUUAAUGCCUCUUGUUAAACGGAUCCAUUUCUGAAGGGAUCACGCUGCUUCGGGGUGACUGGGGCAGCUUUGCUCCCAGCCUGCUGGAUCCCUACCACCAUAGAAACCACAGAGGGGGACGUCUCGUUUCAAGGUUUUUAACAUCUGACUUGACAAGUGAAAGCUCAUCAGCCUUGCUCUUAUUUUUUUUUGUUUUUUUUUGCUUGCUUGUUUGUUUUUUAUGCAUAGGGCUCCAAAUGAGCAGAAUCCUACUCUGCUAACAUUGCAAUAUUUUUGUUUUGUUUUUUGGGGUAAUCACAACGGGGGGAAAAGCGGCCUUUGAAUUCCUGCAGCCUGACUAAGAGGAGGCACUUUGAAAUCAACACGAGUACAUAAUCUACCUGCUUCUGGUGUAUCGAGACAUAAUAAAAGUGCGGCGUGGCCCGUCACACUUCCAGAUGAGUUGAUGGUGUCUUCUCCACAUAAUUUGAUUUCUGCCUGAUUGGACUCUUAGCUCACUUACAAAAGCUUGUUCUUACUAGUCCAGUACAUUCGUGCAGCUCUGUACUGAAAUGGCUGUUUGAUAUCUUUAAAGCACAUUGAGUGAAACAAAAUAAACUAGUAUAAAAGUGGUGCUUUAUUUAUGAAACUUGAACUUGCUCCUGAUCAUGAGAAAUAGCCUUUUAAUCAGAUAGGGGCAAGACAGCAGCACCGUGGGGCUGCCAUUUUGAGCCAGAAGUUUUUCUUCCAGGGAUCUGAAAAACCCUAUUCAGCUGUUCUGUAAACUACAUUUAACCUUUUUCUGGCGACAUAAGGGAGUUGUCGAUUUCCUUUUUACUCGAUUUGGUGAGAGAGGGUAUUUCCAAAGUGUUUUAAAGCCAGAAUACUAGAAGUCUUGUCCUAUAGGUUGUGCACUCUUGCAUUAUGGCAUGCUAAUAUGUCGGGUCACGAAAUGGCCCAUCCGCCGGGUCGGCCCUGGAAUGUAAAGAUCAUGACCCAGAUUAAACAUUUUCUGCCUGCGACUGAGAAAGCUUUACAUAAAUUCAAUAAUUAUAGUCUUUGUAGAGGACAUAAUUCAGCCAAAGCAGAAAACUGGCAGUAGUUCUCAAACACAUUAAAGAUGUAAAUAAUCACUAUUUUAAAUAGGUGUUUAAUUCUUGUCCUGUUUAUCCACGCUUUGUUUUUAAUUGAGAAAUAUUUAAAUUCAUAUGACAAUAAAGACUGGAAGCCUAAAUUUAUUUCAUUUUUUU
Menidia menidia (Atlantic silverside) is the source of this 5731-nucleotide messenger RNA. Lineage: Eukaryota; Metazoa; Chordata; Actinopteri; Atheriniformes; Atherinopsidae. The record is from the annotation of a GenBank genome assembly.